Messenger RNA from Necator americanus (New World hookworm), 1149 nucleotides. RefSeq lists its product as uncharacterized. The coding region runs from base 1 to 1149 and encodes 382 amino acids. NCBI's taxonomy places the organism in Eukaryota, Metazoa, Nematoda, Chromadorea, Rhabditida, Ancylostomatidae. The transcript has 10 exons. The record is from RefSeq and is a predicted model, not a curated record. Gene Ontology annotation, cellular component: membrane. Gene Ontology annotation, molecular function: carbohydrate transmembrane transporter activity. Gene Ontology annotation, biological process: carbohydrate transmembrane transport.
AUGUUCAACACUUCACUAGACUAUUCAAUUCCUCUGACGGUCCAGAACUCUGGCUGCUGGAUGUCGAAGAUGUCCGCCACCAACUCAACGGUUCUGCCUGACGAUGGACAGUCCACCGGCAGUAUGGUGAUAGGCUAUGUGGUGUUGUUGAUCUCCUGCACCUCCUUCGGCACCAUGUUCACUCCGUUGAAACGGCGAGACACUAAAGAUGGGUUUUUCGUACAAUGGGUAGAGUGCAGUGUAGUACUAUGUGUUGGAUUUGUGAUCAACAUCAUUAGAGGAUUCCCUCCAUUCGAAUGGGUAGCCGCAAUCGGUGGAGUACUUUACGCAACUGGUAACGUAUUGUGUGUGCCGAUAGUUAAUGGACUUGGUAUGGGUAUCGGUUUUCUCAUAUGGGGAUCCAUGCAGAUCAUCGUAGGAUGGUCGGUAGCUCGUUUUGGAUUAUUUGGUUGGCUUGCUGCCACCCAUGUUAAGCACAAUUUAUUGAACUACGUGGGAAUGGUGAUCACCCUUAUAAGUGGUGUUUUAUUCAUAUUUGUCAAACACGGAAAUCACGAAUCCAAGCCCACUAUUUCAUAUGAUGGAGACCAAGACAUGAAUUUGAACCUCGAAGCACCGCCAAGCCCUCCUCCUUAUAACUCGACGAAACCAGCAAUCGAUAAGGCAGAGUUGUUACGGAAAAUUCCUUACAUCCUAAUGACAUGUGUGCUUGCUAUACUUCAUGGGCUAAUGAUGACUCCGAUUUCAAUCCUUGAACAACGCCAUCCUUCACACGAUGAGUACAAAGUGUUCGACUACAUCUGGUCAUUCUACUCCACAGUAUUCUUUUUCUCAACAAUCUACUUCUUUCUGUACUGCUUAGUACGUCGCGAAAAAGCGUAUGUGGAUCGACAACUGGUGAUACCGGCAGCGCUUUACGGGUUACUGUGGUCCUCCGGGAUGACGUUCUGGUUCGUAUCCAGUCAUAAAUUGUCGCAAGUGGUCGCCUACCCGAUAACCACACGGUUGCCCGCUAUUAUCAGCGCUUCAGUUGAUGUCUUAAUUUUCAAGUCUAUUACGGGUCGUAGCAACUUACUUUUCCUUACUGGAGCAAUUGGAGUGGGUAUCGUUGGAGUGGUUUUGAUAGCGCUAUCGAAUCAAAGUUUUUAA